This is a messenger RNA of Desarmillaria tabescens, 1821 nucleotides long. RefSeq lists its product as uncharacterized. Lineage: Eukaryota; Fungi; Basidiomycota; Agaricomycetes; Agaricales; Physalacriaceae. The coding region runs from base 1 to 1821 and encodes 606 amino acids. The record is from RefSeq and is a predicted model, not a curated record. The transcript is spliced from 4 exons.
AUGCUAUACUCCGACCCUUGCCGUAGGUUCAUCCGCGGUACCACCAUCGGGGACACGUCGAUGAGGUUCUGGUUUUUUUCGAGAUCCCAUGUGUUUGUCACUCAGGCUUUCGAUUUCAUCUCCAACCCACGACCCCUCAUUCACUACAUCAUAUCUCUCAUCUUCUCCUCUUUGGAGGAUCUUGGUUUUGAUCCGACGGUUCAGCGCGUUGCAGUACCGGUGCAAGAAUCUUCUGGGAAUAAUACCCAAUAUAAGAUUCAAUACGAUUACCACGUCGGCCGCCAAGUAUAUCGAACCGUCGAGUGCCUGAGCUCCUUCCGCGCGGCUGGUCUGAUCAGUCGCGGCAGUCGCGUGUGGAAGGUUUAUCGCGUUGGCGACCCAGAGGAUAAGUAUUACGCUCUGAAGGAUGUCUGGAUUCCUGAUGACGCCACGACUGAAGGUGACAUACAGCGGUCUCUUUUUGAAAAUAUCCAAAACUCAGGGACAGACGGGGAGGACUUCAAACAACAUUUUGUGGAGAUCGAGAACUGUGAACUGGUAACCUGUGAUGGGAAAAUCGAUAAAACGGGGUCUUUCAUGAGGAGGCGACUUCCCGACCAGUUCCACACUUUCCUAAUUGGCGCCCUCGCGUCAUCUGAUUUUUCUGACAAAGGAACGUCAUCACAAGUAACUGGCUCAACAAUUGCGACACCAAAGGACGCACCUGACGGGGGACCUGCGGAGGUAGGGAUGGAUCCAAGAUGUCGAUAUAGCGACAAGAAACACUGCCGGAUCAUCUACAAGGACGUAGGCACGCCGUUGGACUCACUGGCGCAUCCUGGUGACGUGUUACAUGCACUUGCAAGUGCUACAAAAGGACUGGAAUGGAUGUACAAGGGCGGUUAUGUACACCGAGACCUCAGUGGCGGGAAUCUAAUUUGGAUGGAGGGCUCGAAAAUCACCAAAAUAACAGAUAUGGAAUAUUCAAAGAAAUUUCUGUCUGAUCGAGGUGUUGGAGACCGGAAAACGGCGAAUCGUAUAUUUGGCAAGCCUAAGGCUGAAGGCAUGGCGAACCUUGCUGAAGGAACUGAUGAUUCACCGUUGCUCGACGACCAGAUCCUUUUUACCUGCAUCCCCCACAACUUCCUUCAUGACCUGGAGUCCUUAUGGUGGAUUGGGGAACACGCACUGUUAUCUUCUGUCCCAGCCUCUGGGAAGGUUACCCGUCAACAAUACCAAAUUUCGAGCUACAAGAGCCUCUUCCCACACUCCUCAGCAGGGUCUAACAGUCGUACUAUGUUCCUGUUGAACAAAGAAGCGCAUGAUCGACACAUCGGUAAUCUUCCGACGGAGUACACUCAUGCAGCAGAGGCCUUGUCGAAAGCCAGGCGUUUUCUAAAGAAUCAGUACCUGCGCUUGGAAGCAAACCUGGACUUUCCCCAUGUCGAGCACUCGGAAUUCGCACCGAUAUAUGGCCUCCGCUCCUUCUUCAAAUCUGCCAAGAAACGCAUGUACAUUUAUGAAACGACACCUUUGGCAUGGCACCGCCCCUUCCGAUCUGAUUCUACUCAAGAGCUUGCGGGUGAUAUCUCGAAAGUUGCAGAGGUGACUGGCAGCGUCCUUGAUCAAGAGAUAGAGAACGAAGAGGUUUCGACUGCCCCGAUCAACCAGGUUCCAUCACUGCCAGACUUGCACGAGGACGAAGAGGAUCUCGAUGACAUAUACGAAGAUAACAAAGCUCGGCGUCUCUCUCUAUCUCAGACUAGCUCCUCAGAGAGACCAGACGUGGAAAUGAAAACUCGCAACGUGCCGAACGAACAUGGAAAACGGUCUCGUAGGUGA